Molecule: messenger RNA, 3603 nt
Organism: Pseudozyma flocculosa PF-1
Lineage: Eukaryota; Fungi; Basidiomycota; Ustilaginomycetes; Ustilaginales; Ustilaginaceae
Exons: 3
Coding region: 1-3603 (1200 amino acids)
Cellular component (GO): recycling endosome
Molecular function (GO): guanyl-nucleotide exchange factor activity
Source: RefSeq, a predicted model, not a curated record
AUGCCACGAUCACCUCCCUCGUCGGUGGCCGCUGCCGGCCCCACCAUUGGCGACAGCCGCCGCCUCUCUUCUGUAAACGACGGCGAUCUUGGCCUCUUUGGCCUCUCCUCGCCGUCCCCGCCUCAUUCGACCGAGACGUUCAGCCUCCCAAGCUCGUCGUCGCCAGUGGUCCAUCCUACCAAGCUGUCUGCGCCCGCGAGACCCUCAUCGUCACGACCUGGCAGUGCAUCCUCUACCGGCGCAGGGUCUCGCCGCCUAUCCACCCGCCUCGGCCAGCUCCAGGGCAACGGCAGCGCGACCAGCCUCCACACCAGCUACUAUUCGGCAGAGGAGAGCGCCGGAUUCUCCCCCAACGCAUCGGCCGCUGAAGACAGCCCGGCGCAGCAAAAGGCAGAAAUCGGACCCGCACCCGGCAGCACCCUCUCGAGGGAGCCGCUCAGUAUCGACUCUGGCAAUUCUCGGCCCGGCUCGGCAUCGAAACGGCAGGCGAUGAGCAUCGCCGAAGAGACCGAGCUCAACCCACCACUGCCGCCCGCCUCGCCCAGAGGCAGCCGGCCCCGCGCCAAGAAGGCCUCAUCAUCGUCCAGGUCUCGCAUGCACCUACCGCCGCCCGAGGAGAGGCUGCCGGUUGGCGCUGGCGGCCCUUCUGCCCCGCCUCGGUCAGCUUCGGUCCGCUCCUUUGGGAGGAGAUCCAGCAUCGGGGGUGGGAGCAACCAGGGCCACGGCGACCUGGGCAGCGGCCUGAUGCCGGGCAUCCGUUCGCAGAUGUCCAUGGUCGGAUCGCCGGUGCUACCCACAACCUCUCCCUCGCUUGGCGGUGCUACCGAGCUCGAACCUUCGCCGCGCCCUUCAUUCUCGAGCGCCGGGCGGUCGCUCCCCGACCGGAGCGCCUCGCUGCCCGCCUCGUCGAGCGCAUCCAGCCGGGUGGCCUCUCCCACCAGCCCGCAGGCUCACGUUCCCACGACGGCGCGAGGUCCAUCCGCGGCGCAGCAGAUUGUUGGUGGUGGAGUGACCGAGGCUGCGGCGCUACCAGAGGAGCCGACCCUGGACCGCGAGGCGAUGCAGAGAUGGGUGUUGUCGGUGGGGUGCGUCACCUUUGACCUGGAGCUCGGGCCCGAUCUCGAGUUCCUCUACCCGCCGCUCGGCAUCAGCCGGGAGGAGCGCGACAACAUCGCCUUCUCGUCGUUCCCGGACACGUCGAUCUUUGACGACGGCUCUUCGGUCUUCUCCUGGAGGGUGCGGGAAGUGCCUCUGGAUUCAUCGCAGUCGGAACCGCCGACGAUCCGCGGGCUCUCGGGCACGAUCGGAAAGCAGGCCUCCGCAGCUGCCGCUGCUGCUGCGCUCGACGACAAGACGCCACGGCCCUCGAUCACGCGCACUCUGAGCCAAUCAACGAUGCAGAGCCGCGGCCCCAACGCCGAGGCCGCAUCGACGCCGACAUCUCCGCUGGCCUCGAACGGCUCGCGCGGCAAAGACGCCCUUUCCCCAACGAUGGCCGGCGGCAAGGGCAUCGCGCGGCAUGCGUCUGACGCUAAUCUGCAGGCAUCGUCGUCGGGCGCGACCUCGUCGUUCCGCGAGACCCUUACCAGCCGCCUCUUUCCCAACCACGGCAACGGCGGUCACAGCAGCGGCUCCUCGACGAGCUCGACGUCGCGCUUCAGCCGGCACGAGCGCAAGGCCAGCGCCAGCUCGACUGGCUCGACGACGUCUGCCGACGACGAGCCGGACCUGGCUUCGCAGGUGGCCGCCCUGCAGACCGGCGAGAUCAGCAUGGUCGCGUCUAGCGGCGGCUCAAAGGCGGCCGACGCUCUGCUGCCCAAGCGCACCGGUACCAGUACGUCGAGCAGCUACAUCUACGGCUACGUCUUCUUCCGGCAGAAGCGCGACCCGACCAGCCGCAGGGGCUACUUCCAGAAGUCGGUCGUCAUCCUCUCGCACCUGCCGUUCGUCGGUCUGUUCAGCGAGGUGGUGUCGCGGCUCGGCCCGCUCUACUUUGAGCACGGCAUGGCCAUGUUUGAGGCGUUCGCCAAUGACAUCAUCAGCUGGCCCUCGCCGCAGCCGGGCUCGGUGCUGACGCUGCCCUUGCUCGGAUCGAUCCUGACGGCAGCGAUCCCGUUCGGGCAGCAGGCGCAGAACUCGCCCAACGCCGAACUCUACGCGCCCUCGCCCGCCUCGCCGCUCAGCCUGCGGAACACGGCGACAAUGACGAUCCGAUCGCGCUCCCGGUCCCAGCAGGGCAACCGCGAGCUGCCGGAGCCCCUGAUCGGUCCCGGCGGGCCUCUGCUAGCCUCGAUCCCCGGCACCUCGCUCUUCGACACGUUCAAGGAAGGGCUCGCCGACCUUUGGCUGCUGUGGGAGUGCGUGCUGCUUGCCGAGCCGAUUCUCGUCAUCGGUCCGGACCCCAAGGUGGUCAGUGAGGCCGUCUGGCACAUGCUCGAUCUUAUCCGGCCGAUCCCGUACGCCGGCGACUUCCGCCCUUACUUCCACAUCCACGACUACGACUUCCGCACGCUGGUGACCAAGAACAAGCCUCAGGCGGGCACCCUGAUUGGCGCGACGAAUCCCUUUCUGGCCACCGCCUGCUCCCACUGGCCGCAUUUGCUGCGGGUGGGCAAGGCGGCGGUCAAGGUCGGCAGCGGCUUCAAACACGGUUCGGCUCCUCCGACAGGCUCGGGCACCCGCAAGGUGGGCGGGGGCCACGGCGCCGGCGGAGGCGGCCCGGACCACGUUCCGGGCUUCAUCACCAAGCGGAAGCGGCGCGUCAGCAAGGACCGGGUGCUGCUCAAGCGCCUGCUCGACCUCGCCUCUUCGUCGCAGCCGUCGUCGGCCGAGAGGAAGGAGGGCAACGUGGCGAUGCGGAGGUACUUUGCCGACCUCACCGAGCGCUUCCUGGCGCCGCUCAACCGCUACGUCGCCAGCCUGGUGCCCGCCACGUUUGACCUCGGCAGCCCGAGCGAGGCGCCCAAGAUCCGGCCCUUUAACACCACCGCCUUUCUGGCCAGCCUCAAGGCCCACGGCACCCCCAUCCCGCUGCGCAGCCGGAGCCUGCCGACGGGGGCCAACAUCCGGAUUGGCCUCUACCUCGACUUUCUCAAAUGCCCCAACUUUUCGCUCUGGCUUCACUCGCGCGUGGCGGCGGCCGAGGAAGAGCAAAGGCGCCGCUACAUUGCCGCGCUGGUGCAGGGCGACGUGACGACGUUUGGCAACACCAAGGGCGAGAUCGAGACGAUUGACCUGUACAGCCGCAUCGUCGAGGAGAUUCGCCUCGUGGAUGUGCAACUCACCGCGCCCACUGAACCCGGUCCGGGAUCGAGGUGGCGAACCGAUACGCCCACGACCUCGCCCUCUUCGACGGUCGACAGCGCCGCGCCGUCGCGAGACCACCACAGAGGUGCGACCCACUCUAGCGCCGCAGCAGCGGCGACCGGUUCCAACUCGUCUGGCCGUUCGACGCCCACCGCGGCAUCGUCGUCGUCGGCGACGAGCUGGCCCACGACGGAAAAGCGGCUGGUGGAACAGAAGCGACGCCUCCUCGACCAGCUCGACCGCCUCUGCGAGACGCUGCCCGACGACCUCAAGACUAGCCUCAAGAGACCUGCGUAG